AGCACCAAUCAGUAGAAUGAGAACUUAUGCUUCACUUAACAAUAUCUUUAAAGUUCGUAAUUCACAUGCCACUGUUACACCUUCACCAUUACAUUCAACAAGCAAUUCACCAGUACUUGAUAGUCAUUCUGCUUUACUUUCACCUGAUUCGGGUUAUGAAAUCCUUGAUCCAAUGCUCACUGAUCUUGCUUCACCUAAAUCUUCUUCUUGAUCUUCAUCAUAAAUUAUCUUGUAUCAUACCUUUUUUUUUUGUUACAUUUUUCUAUUUUGAUUUUUUUUUACUGUUUUCAUUCCUUUUUUGACAAUUGAAAAAUCUGUAUCGUGUUUAAUUUUUUUUUCUUAUAAAUCAUUGAUUAUUUUGUUUUGAUUGUUCUUUUUUUCGGUUCUUCCAUACACUCAUUCUAUUCAAAAAAUUGAGGUUGGUUACAUGUUAAAUUAGUUUGUCCUUUGAUUUCUUUGAUUCUUUUUUCGACUAGAUAAACUUUAGUUGAAAUGGUCAAUCAAUUUAAUCUUAUCUAUAUAAAAAAAUCUCAUCAAUGUGUUAAUGAUUUCUUUUGAAUUUCUUUCUAUAUUUUUCUUGUUUUUUUCUGUUGUUUUUUUCAUUUGACUUGAUGUUUAUAGAAUGUGUAUAGCAUAUUAGUUUUUUUUAUUAUCUUACAUUUCUUGAAAAUUUAAAAACUCAAAAACUCAUUUUGACUUCUGUUUU
This is a messenger RNA of Melampsora larici-populina 98AG31, 706 nucleotides long. RefSeq lists its product as uncharacterized. NCBI's taxonomy places the organism in Eukaryota, Fungi, Basidiomycota, Pucciniomycetes, Pucciniales, Melampsoraceae. The transcript has a single exon. The coding region runs from base 27 to 302 and encodes 91 amino acids. The record is from RefSeq and is a predicted model, not a curated record.